GACAUUAAGUUUUGACUUUUACAAAUGUCAAAUAGAAAGAUAAUUGAUUAAGAAAUUAAGCCAAAAGUAUCUGCAAUUUUCAGUUUAAAUUAAUAAUAUAAGCGGAGAAUAUUGCAGCAACUAAUGAAAUGGCUACAUCUAGUGAUACAUCGGAUCAAAACGUGAAAUCAAGACGCCCAGCUGAAUCAGCGUUUAAACAACAACGUUUGCCUGCAUGGCAGCCUAUUUUAACUGCAGGAACUGUUUUGCCGACGUUUUUCGUAAUUGGAAUAGCUUUUAUUCCAGUAGGAAUUGGAUUACUAUACUUUUCUGAUGAGGUGAAAGAACAUGUAAUAGAUUACACAAAAUGCAUGAAAUUGAAUGAAAACAUAACUUGUGCUGAAUAUAUAAAGAAGAAUGAUAUGGACUCAUGUAUAUGUCAAAUUAAUUUCAAUUUGACUGAGGACUUCAAGAGGGAUGUCUAUUUUUACUAUGGUCUUAGCAACUAUUACCAGAAUCACAGGAGAUAUGUUAAAUCCAGGGAUGACAGUCAACUCCGUGGACAACUAUCGUUGACACCAUCAUCAGACUGCGAUCCAUUUGGCUAUGCUGAAGAAGAUGGCAAGUUGAAACCUGUUGCUCCAUGUGGCGCUAUAGCUAAUUCCAUGUUUAAUGAUACCUUGAUGGUGCGUUCUCUGGAUUGGGACAUUGAAGUACCAGUGUUACGGACAGGUAUCGCUUGGACAUCCGACAAAGAUAUCAAGUUCCGUAAUCCACCUGGAGAUUUGAAAACUGCAUUUGCAAACUUCACAAAACCCGUUAACUGGAGACGUCCGGUGUGGCAAUUGGAUCUUAAUAAUACUGAUAACAAUGGUUUUCAGAAUGAAGACUUAAUAGUAUGGAUGCGAACGGCCGCGUUACCUACGUUUAGGAAGUUAUACCGACGUGUAGAUCAUUCUCAGUACGGCUUCAGUACCGGACUUGUUAAAGGACCAUAUCUAUUGCGAGUUGAAUAUAAUUACCCUGUGACAGACUUCGAUGGCACUAAAUCGUUUAUAAUAUCUACUACUUCGUUACUUGGUGGCAAGAAUCCAUUCCUCGGUGUGGCAUAUGUCGUGGUUGGCACACUAUGCCUACUGCUUGGCAUAGUACUCCUUGUUAUCCAUGUUAGAUGCUCUCGAAGAUACCCACCUCCUAUCGCUCAUACGUAUUUUGUGGACGAACAGACAACCUCACACAAUGUUAAUGAGUAUUCCACAACUGAGAUGAUCAACGUCAAUCCUCGUACACCGUACUCUUAAGGAUACUCCGAAAUAUUUACAGUAUUAUGCUGGAUUUAAAUUUUUAUUUGGUUUUAU
Molecule: messenger RNA, 1337 nt
Organism: Papilio machaon (common yellow swallowtail)
Lineage: Eukaryota; Metazoa; Arthropoda; Insecta; Lepidoptera; Papilionidae
Gene: CDC50
Product: cell cycle control protein 50A
Exons: 10
Coding region: 129-1280 (383 amino acids)
Cellular component (GO): Golgi apparatus; endoplasmic reticulum; plasma membrane
Source: RefSeq, a predicted model, not a curated record